AUGACAGCAGAUGAGUUGGUUUUCUUUGUGAAUGGCAAAAAGGUGGUGGAGAAAAAUGCAGAUCCAGAAACAACCCUUUUGGCCUACCUGAGAAGAAAAUUGGGGCUGAGAGGGACAAAGCUGGGCUGCGGAGAAGGCGGCUGUGGGGCUUGCACGGUGAUGCUUUCCAAGUAUGAUCGUCUCCAGGACAAGAUCAUUCACUUUUCUGCCAAUGCCUGCCUGGCCCCCAUUUGCUCCUUGCACCAUGUUGCCGUGACAACUGUGGAAGGAAUCGGAAGUACCAAGACGAGGCUGCAUCCUGUGCAGGAGAGAAUCGCCAAAAGCCACGGCUCCCAAUGUGGGUUCUGCACCCCCGGCAUCGUCAUGAGCAUGUACACGCUGCUUCGGAACCAGCCCGAGCCCACUGUUGAGGAGAUCGAGGAUGCCUUCCAAGGAAACCUGUGCCGUUGUACAGGCUACAGACCCAUCCUCCAGGGCUUCCGGACCUUCGCCAAGGAUGGUGGAUGCUGUGGGGGAAAUGGGAACAACCCAAACUGCUGCAUGAACCAGAAGAAAGACCACAAGGUCACUCUCUCGCCAUCUUUAUUCAACCCAGAGGAGUUCAUGCCCCUGGAUCCCACGCAGGAACCCAUCUUCCCCCCAGAGUUGCUGAGGCUGAAAGACAUUCCGCAGAAGCAGCUGCGUUUUGAAGGGGAGCGUGUGACCUGGAUCCAGGCCUCGGCCCUGAAGGAGCUGCUGGACCUCAAAGCGCAGCACCCCGAGGCCAAGCUGGUGGUGGGGAACACGGAGAUUGGCAUUGAGAUGAAGUUUAAGAAUCAGCUGUUUCCUGUGAUCAUCUGCCCAGCCUGGAUCCCUGAGCUGAAUUCAGUGGAGCACGGACUGGAGGGUAUCUCCUUUGGAGCCGCUUGCUCCCUGAACUCUGUGGAAAAGACCCUGCUCGAUGCGGUUGCUAAGCUUCCCACCCAGAAAACAGAGGUGUUCAGAGGCGUCCUGCAGCAGCUGCGCUGGUUUGCCGGGAAGCAGGUCAAGUCUGUGGCGUGCAUUGGAGGGAACAUCAUCACAGCCAGCCCCAUCUCCGACCUCAACCCUGUGUUCAUGGCCAGUGGGACCAAGCUGACCAUCGUGUCCAGAGGCACCAGAAGAACAGUUCCGAUGGAUCACACCUUCUUCCCUGGCUACAGAAAGACCCUGCUAGGUCCAGAGGAGAUACUGCUCUCCAUUGAGAUCCCCUACAGCAGGGAGGGUGAGUUUUUCUCAGCAUUCAAGCAGGCCUCCCGGAGAGAAGAUGACAUAGCCAAGGUGACCUGUGGCAUGAGAGUCCUGCUCCAGCCAGGAACCACACAGGUAAAGGAGCUGGCCCUUUGCUAUGGUGGAAUGGCGGACAGAACCAUCUCAGCCCUCAAGACCACGCAGAAACAGCUAUCGAAGUUCUGGAAUGAGGAGCUGCUGCAGGACGUGUGUGCAGGCCUGGUGGAGGAGUUGCCCUUGUCCCCAGAUGCCCCAGGUGGCAUGAUUGAGUUCCGACGCACCCUCACCCUCAGCUUCUUCUUCAAGUUCUACCUGACAGUGUUGCAGAAGCUGGGCAAAGAGGACUCAGAAGAUAAAUGUGGUAAACUGGACCCCACCUAUUCCAGCGCCACCUUACUCUUUCACAAAGACCCUCCAGCCAACAUCCAGCUCUUCCAAGAGGUGCCCAAGGGUCAGUCUGAGGAGGACAUGGUGGGCCGGCCCCUGCCCCACCUGGCCGCGGCCCUGCAGGCCUCUGGGGAGGCUGUGUACUGUGAUGACAUCCCUCGUUACGAGAAUGAGCUGUUCCUCCGGCUGGUCAUCAGCACCCGGGCCCACGCCAAGAUCAAGUCCAUUGAUAUUUCAGAAGCUCAGAAGGUGCCAGGGUUUGUUUGCUUUCUCUCCGCUGAUGAUAUUCCUGGGAGUAACGAAACUGGACUUUUUAAUGAUGAGACAGUCUUUGCAAAGGAUGAGGUGACUUGUGUUGGGCACGUCAUUGGUGCUGUGGUCGCCGACACCCCAGAACACGCACAGAGAGCCGCCCAUGGAGUGAAAGUCACCUAUGAGGAUCUUCCAGCCAUUAUCACGAUUGAGGAUGCUAUAAAAAACAAUUCCUUUUAUGGAUCUGAGCUGAAGAUUGAGAAAGGAGACCUCAAGAAGGGGUUUUCGGAAGCAGAUAAUGUUGUUUCAGGCGAGUUGUACAUCGGUGGCCAAGAGCACUUCUAUCUGGAGACUCACUGUGCCAUUGCUGUCCCAAAAGGCGAGGCAGGGGAGAUGGAGCUCUUUGCGUCCACACAGAAUAUCAUGAGUACCCAGUCCUUUGUUGCAAAAAUGUUGGGGGUUCCAAUAAACCGGAUUCUGGUCCGAGUGAAGAGAAUGGGAGGAGGCUUUGGAGGGAAGGAGACCCGGGGCAUCAUGAUGACUGUGGCUGUGGCCCUGGCUGCAUAUAAGACUGGUUACCCGGUGCGCUGCAUGCUGGAUCGUGAUGAGGACAUGCUGAUAACUGGCGGCAGACACCCCUUCUUGGCCAGAUACAAGGUUGGCUUCAUGAAGACGGGGAAGAUUGUGGCUCUGGAGGUCGAUCACUACAGCAAUGUCGGGAACAGUCAGGACCUCUCUCUCGGUAUAAUGGAACGAGCUCUAUUCCACAUGGACAACAGCUAUAAAAUCCCCAAUGUCCGGGGCACUGGGCGGCUGUGCAAGACCAACCUGCCCUCCAACACGGCCUUCCGGGGCUUUGGCGGCCCCCAGGCAUUGUUCAUUGCCGAGCACUGGAUGAGUGACGUCGCGGUGACCUGUGGGCUGCCUGCAGAGGAAGUACGGAGGAAGAACCUGUACAGAGAAGGGGACCUGACACACUUCAACCAGAGGCUUGAGGGUUUCAACUUGCCCAGGUGCUGGGAUGAAUGCCUGAAGAGCUCUCAGUAUCACGACCGGAAGACUGAGGUUGACAAGUUCAACAAGGAGAAUUGUUGGAAAAAGAGAGGAUUGUGCAUAAUUCCUACCAAAUUUGGAAUAAGCUUCACAGUUCCUUUUCUGAAUCAGGCAGGAGCCCUGAUCCACGUGUACACAGAUGGCUCUGUGCUGGUGAGCCACGGGGGCACAGAGAUGGGCCAAGGCCUUCACACCAAGAUGGUCCAGGUGGCCAGCAGAGCUCUGAAGAUCCCCACCUCUAAGAUCUACAUCAGCGAAACAAGUACUAACACUGUGCCUAACAGCUCUCCCACGGCUGCCUCUGUCAGCACCGACAUCUACGGACAGGCCGUCUACGAAGCCUGCCAGACCAUCCUGAAAAGGCUGGAACCCUUCAAGAGAAAGGAUCCCAGCGGCUCCUGGGAAGACUGGGUUAUGGCUGCCUACCGGGGUACGGUGAGCUUGUCUGCUACUGGAUUUUACAGGACACCCAACCUUGGCUACAGCUUUGAGACAAACUCAGGGAAUGCUUUCCACUACUUCACCUAUGGGGUGGCUUGCUCUGAAGUGGAAAUUGACUGCUUAACAGGGGAUCAUAAGAACCUCCGCACAGACAUCGUCAUGGAUGUUGGCUCCAGUCUGAACCCUGCCAUCGACAUUGGACAGGUGGAAGGGGCAUUUGUCCAGGGCCUGGGCCUCUUCACCCUGGAGGAGCUGCACUACUCCCCUGAGGGCAGCCUGCACACCCGCGGCCCCAGCACCUACAAGAUCCCUGCGUUCGGCAGCAUCCCCACGGAGUUCAGAGUGUCCCUGCUCCGCGACUGUCCCAACAGGAAGGCCAUCUAUGCAUCCAAGGCUGUUGGUGAGCCGCCCCUCUUUCUGGGCGCCUCCAUCUUCUUUGCCAUCAAGGAUGCCAUCCGCGCAGCUCGGGCUCAGCACACAGAUAAUAAUACGAAGGAGCUUUUCCGGCUAGACAGCCCCGCCACCCCGGAGAAGAUCCGUAAUGCCUGCGUGGACAAGUUCACCACCCUGUGUGUCACUGAUGUACCAGAAAAUUGUAAACCCUGGUCUCUGAAGGUCUGA
This is a messenger RNA of Balaenoptera ricei (Rice's whale), 4002 nucleotides long. RefSeq names its product xanthine dehydrogenase (gene XDH). The transcript is spliced from 36 exons. The record is from RefSeq and is a predicted model, not a curated record. The coding region runs from base 1 to 4002 and encodes 1333 amino acids. NCBI's taxonomy places the organism in Eukaryota, Metazoa, Chordata, Mammalia, Artiodactyla, Balaenopteridae. Gene Ontology annotation, molecular function: iron ion binding; FAD binding; molybdopterin cofactor binding.